This is a messenger RNA of Coprinopsis cinerea okayama7#130, 554 nucleotides long. RefSeq lists its product as hypothetical. The record is from RefSeq and is a predicted model, not a curated record. Gene Ontology annotation, cellular component: mitochondrion. NCBI's taxonomy places the organism in Eukaryota, Fungi, Basidiomycota, Agaricomycetes, Agaricales, Psathyrellaceae. The transcript has 3 exons. Bases 58 to 282 code for a protein of 74 amino acids.
AAUUCACUAUCUCGACGCGAAGAAGAAGCCCUUCUCAAGGCAACUAAAGCGAGGGCUAUGCACGAAUGCGAUGAUUUGGUCAAACAAUUUGCGGCAUGUGCAUCUGGUCGCACUGUAUCUGUCGCAUGGGCAUGUAAAGAUGCUCUGAGAAUGGUUCAAGAGUGCAUGGUCCAAUAUACCGCACCAGAGCCAAUGGAAAAAGUACGACAAGAAUAUCUCCGCCUCCGACGGGAACAGCAACUCAAUUCACCGACGGAUUCUUCAAACUGGCCUUCUUCAUGACGAGCAAGACCCACCAAGACCCAAUAGUAUCUGGCAUGCUAUCAAUACUAUUUGCAAAUAAUUUACCCGAAUAAUACACGCAUAGACAACAGAACGUAACGCAGCAGCACCUCCCGCUUCCAAUAUACAACAAAACCGCCCAUCGUUGCCACUACUUUUUGUUAACGGCGUUCCACUGGUUUUGAAUACCGAGGAUAGAAGAGAGGAGACUGGAUACCGCUGAUUUAGAGGCCAAGUCGCGACAAAAUCAAUAACUUUGACGCACCCCAAAA